AGAAUACAGGAAUUGGUGUGAUCGCCCAUCAUCAGCAACCCCGAGCCUAGAAAGUUUCCCCGUUCUUGCUUCACUGAGCCUCGCUAUCAGCCAUUCUCGCCACGAUGCGAUCUUUCGCCCCCUUGGCUCUCGGCCUUCUUGGAGCAUCAAGCGUAUCAUACGCUACGGACGCUGAGUCUAAUGUGAUCUCAUUGAACACGGAUACUUUUGAAAACUUUAUGACUGAACAUGAUCUGGUGCUUGCGGAAUUCUUCGCCCCCUGGUGUGGUCAUUGUAAAGCUCUUGCUCCUAAGUAUGAGGAAGCGGCUACCGAGCUGAAGGCAAAGGACAUUCCUUUAGUCAAGAUUGACUGCACUGCAGAGGAAGAUCUGUGUCGCAGCCAGGGUGUCGAGGGCUAUCCAACUUUGAAGAUCUUCCGUGGACCCGACUCUAGCAAGCCUUACCAGGGUGCCCGUCAAGCAGAAGCGAUUGUGUCCUACAUGAUCAAGCAGUCACUUCCUGCCGUGUCACCGGUUGAUGGAGAGAAUCUUGAAGAGAUCAAGACUAUGGACAAAAUUGUCGUUAUCGGCUAUAUUGAUUCCGAGGAUAAGAAAACACAUGACGCUUUCGAGACAUUCGCUGAAUCUCAGAGGGACAAUUACCUUUUCGCUGAAGCAAGUGACCCUGCCAUCGCCAGGGCGGAGGGUGUCGAACAGCCGGCUUUUGUUCUUUAUAAAGACUUUGACGAGAAGAAGGCAGUCUAUGAUGGUAAGGUGGACCAAGAGGCUCUACUCAGCUGGGUGAAAACCGCCAGUACUCCCCUUGUGGGAGAGAUUGGACCCGAGACUUACUCUGGUUACAUCACAGCCGGUAUCCCUCUGGCGUACAUCUUCGCAGAGACGAAGGAAGAACGCGAACAAUUCGCCGAACAGUUCAAACCCGUUGCGGAGAAGCACAGGGGCUCUAUCAACAUCGCAACUAUUGAUGCCAAGAUGUUUGGUGCACAUGCUGGAAACCUCAAUCUCGAUCCGCAGAACUUCCCCGCCUUCGCUAUUCAAGAUCCUGCUAAGAACGCCAAGUAUCCGUUUGAACAGUCCAAGGAACUCAAGCCGGAUGAUGUGGAGGCCUUUAUUCAAGAUGUUCUCAACGGCAAAGUCGAGCCCAGCAUAAAAUCAGAGCCAAUCCCAGAGACCCAAGAUGGCCCGGUUACGAUUGUCGUAGCGCACUCUUACAAAGAACUUGUUAUCGAAAACGACAAGGACGUUCUUCUAGAGUUCUAUGCGCCAUGGUGCGGGCACUGCAAAGCUCUUGCACCGAAGUAUGAUGAGCUAGCUGGUCUAUAUGUCAACAAUCCUGAUUUCGCGGCUAAGGUGACUGUCGCCAAAAUUGACGCGACGGCCAACGACGUCCCCGAUCCGAUCACUGGUUUCCCAACCAUCAGACUCUAUCCUGCCGGUGCUAAAGACUCCCCUAUUGAGUACGAAGGAUCGCGCACGGUUGAGGAUCUGGCCAAGUUCAUUCUCGAGAAUGGUAAUCACAAGGUUGAUGCCUACACGAACUCCGAGGAACAGCAGGAAGAGGCAGACGUUACUACUCCCCCUGUUGCGACUCCCACUAAUGAUGAGGCCCCUGAAGCUGCCAAAGAAGCGGCAGAGCAUGAUGAACUUUAAUUGUCUCAAAGAAGAUCCUGUUCUCCAUAAUGAAUUGUACCUUAUUUUACUUGAACUUUCAGCAUGUCUUGGCUUCGUCUAUAGCUCCAUAACCUCUAAAUUGCUUGUAUGUCUGCAUAGUUCGGUUCAGUUUCUUUGCAGACCAAGAAGCCAAGAAAACUCUCCGGAAAUGCAAAGGAACAGGCGGUCCAUGAUUGCGCAUGUCUUGAUGUCGAAGCCAUGAUUGUCCUUACUAGGUAAGACUUUUGCAGUCAUGUAUUGCGCCCCUUGCUCAUUAGCUAUCGAUCACAUGUGACCCUAUGGUUACCCGAGGCUGAAGAGCUUGGAAAUUGGCAGAUCAAGGCUCAGGCCUAUGCCGCGAUCCACCGUUGCUCGUAAACGCAAAGCAUUUCUUUGAAUCGUCACUCAACUCGCCGUAUCACAACACCACCACAUAUCAUUCACUAUGGAAUGACCUA
Molecule: messenger RNA, 2107 nt
Organism: Aspergillus saccharolyticus JOP 1030-1
Lineage: Eukaryota; Fungi; Ascomycota; Eurotiomycetes; Eurotiales; Aspergillaceae
Gene: pdiA
Product: protein disulfide isomerase PDI1
Exons: 4
Coding region: 105-1649 (514 amino acids)
Biological process (GO): response to endoplasmic reticulum stress; protein folding
Cellular component (GO): endoplasmic reticulum
Molecular function (GO): protein disulfide isomerase activity
Source: RefSeq, a predicted model, not a curated record